AGUCCAUCAGUGGUCACAUGUGAGGGAUUCUCGACAUUGGUUUAGCCAGAGAUUAGAAUGAACUUUGUCUCAGUUCCUCUUUGAAGAAAAAGGAGAAUUUCUGUUUGUUAAGAAUCUGAUAUUAGAAUAUUGUCCGUUUGAAAUUUCACAUGGUUUAAAUUAAAACUAUCGGUACGUGUGUGUGCGCACGCGCUUCUGUAGACCAGUCGACCUGCGUUUUGGACUUGGAACAGGAAAGGAGUAGGACCGAAAGGAAAUUAUUGGAGUUAAUAAUCUGAGGCUUCUUCAGGGUGUAGCCAAAAUAAAAGGAAGUAGCCUUAAAUCUUCUGCAGAGGAAGCUGAUCAGCAUGUACGAGAGCGCUUCAGAUUUUACUGGAUCUGAACCAGCUGUUGGCAAUUCCGACGCCCACGACAGCAGGACGUCCAGACAGGGCACCGUUGUGGACCGGUUGUCGAAAUAUGGCAUUCAAGUCAUGCCCAGCACGUUCCAGCGUAGGUCGAGGCUGCAAAGGCAGCAAGAAGUCAGUGACUGCUCUGGACCGGGAGGACUCCAAAAGGAAGGUCCGGAGAAGGGGUCGCUCACACCCGUUAUGCGUAAAAAAUAUCUAAAGGAACUGCUCCUGAGCAAUUCAUCACACAGCGGAUUGAGCAGCGUGCUGUCCUCACAAACCUACAGCGCGUCAUUCCAGCAGGACACCGACUGGGCUUUGUACCCGAUGGAGCACGCAUGGAUGUUAGCGGCAGUUGAAGGAAACUACGAAACCACUCUGGAGUUUAUUACCCUUGAACCCCAUCUGUUAACCAGGAAGGAUUUUAUCAGCGGCUAUUCAGUUCUGCAUUGGCUGGCUAAGAAAGGACAGGACGAGACUCUACUCAAACUGUUGCAGUACGCACAAAGUGAGGGCAUCCCUGUGAAUGUUAACUUGCGGGGCAGCGGUGGUCUCACCCCGCUGCACGUCGCCAGCAUGCAAAGCCAGUACAUGGUUAUCAAGCUGCUGGUCGGAGCUUUUGGUGCCAACAUCGAUGUCAUGGACUACAACGGGAAGAGACCCUGGCAGUAUCUGAAGAGAGACGCCCCUCUGGAGAUGAAGGAGCUGUUGGGGACUUGGGAUGAUGAGCACAACUGCGGAUGUGCGCAAAAUUCCAACAAAAACGUCAAUAACAACUGCGCUGGCGCAGUAAACUUGACAGCUUGUGAUGAGGUCGAUGGUGGAAAGACAGAAAUUGUGAACAGUGACCAGAUUUCCAGGAGGAACAGUUGGAGAUUUGGGUCCAUUAGAAAGUGGCUACCUUCCUUCUCAUUUCUUGGAAGCAAAACCUGAUCAGUUGCUUUCCAUGUUUUAUUGUAUAUGCAUUAAUUGCAUUAAUUAUGAUUUAUGAACCGAUACCUGGUCACAGGGUUGUUCUAUACAUCUGAUUAAAAACCCUACUUAAAUUUAAAUAAACCUUUUUUGUACGUCAAGACUUUUCUUUUAGUAUUGGUAAUAACGUAUUUUUGCAUGUUGCAGCUUUUCCCUCCAG
Messenger RNA from Melanotaenia boesemani (Boeseman's rainbowfish), 1521 nucleotides. RefSeq names its product sosondowah ankyrin repeat domain family d (gene sowahd). The coding region runs from base 348 to 1322 and encodes 324 amino acids. Lineage: Eukaryota; Metazoa; Chordata; Actinopteri; Atheriniformes; Melanotaeniidae. The transcript has 2 exons. The record is from RefSeq and is a predicted model, not a curated record. Gene Ontology annotation, molecular function: protein binding.